AUGGCGGGAAUUUCUGAACAAUUGAAGCCAGACACCUACAGAGAUAAAACCUUCAUAUCAAAAAGAAGCUUCAGAAAGACCUUGGUCAGUAAGAGGCGCUAUGCACCAGCGGAGAGUGACGUCACCACUUACUGCAGAGAAGAUGGUUUCGCUCUACACAGUGCCCAGGAAACACUGCCCUUUGCUGGUUGGGUCAGUGCAAUAGUUUCCCUGAAUCUAGCCGCCCCUGAUGGACAGAGGUUCUCGGAGAGUUUGGCAGAUAAGGGAGGAGCAUGUGAGCCUGAAAAUGUUAGUCAGAAAGUUCAAUCAGACCAAGACGCUAGAGUCUUAGCCAAUCACAUGGCAGGGCAGGAUCCCAGCAACUCAACUAAUCACAUGGCAGAGCAGUAUGCCAGUAUGUCAGCCAAUCACGUGGCAGAGGCAAAACCCAGCAACUCAGCCAGUCACCCAGAACAGCAGGAUCCCAGUGUGUCAUCCGAUCACAUGGCAGAAGAGGAUCUCGGUGCACCGGCCAAUCAUGACGCUGGGACGGAAGAAGCGUUCUGCUUUGCGUCAGUCAGGCUGAAACUGGAGGACGAUUCUGUCGAGUCAUGUGACUCGGCAUCGCCUGCAGCAUCGCAACAAAAAACAACAGCAGACCGAGACGUAGGGAAGGCGGUUCGGGAGCAAGGACCGGACCCCCGGGAGAAGCAAGCGGCCCGGCCGCUGUUUGUGUUCGGCGCUAUGAGGAAGCGGAGCGUGGAGGGAGACACGGAGAACCGUCCUUACAAGUGCACCUUCUGCAACUGGGCGUUCAAGAAGUCCAGCAACCUGCUCAGCCACAUGGACACCCACAGCGGGCUGAAGCCCCACAUCUGCGACCUGUGCGGAAAGGCGUACGCCCACCAGGGCACCCUACAGCAGCACCGGCGUCUACACACGGGCGACAGACCCUACCGCUGCCCCUUCUGCAACAAGGCCUACACGUGGUCGUCCGACCACCGUAAGCACAUCCGCACGCACACGGGCGAGAAGCCGUACGUCUGCAGCGAGUGCGGCAAGGAGUUUGUGCGCUCGUCCGACCUGCGCAAGCACGAGCGCAACCUGCACGGCAACGACAAGCCCUUCCCGUGCACGACCUGCGGCAAGACGUUCAACAGGCCGCUGUCCCUCAUGCGGCAUGAGCGCACGCACCUGGGCGCCCGACCCUUCCUCUGUUCCGACUGCGGCAAAGCCUUUGGCAGCGCUGGCCGCCUCGCAGAACACCGCAAGGUGCACAGCGGCCUGCGCCCCUUCGUCUGCCCCGUGUGCACCAAAGCCUUCACCAAGUCCUCCAACCUGGCCGAGCACAUGAGCGUCCACACGGGGCUCCGCCCCCACAGGUGCGCCGAGUGCGGGGUGGCCUUUGCCGUGCACUACCGCCUGGUGCGCCACCAGAGGACGCACGCCGCCACCACUGACGCGUCACCCUGCGUCUGCCGGGCCUGCGGCGCGUCCUUCGGCCACCGCGCGGCGCUGCAGUGCCACCUGCUGCAGCGGCAGUGUAAUGGCGUGCUUUUCGCGUGCUCCCAGUGCUAUAAAUCCUUUCCCUGUGAUACCCAGCUGGCUGAACACAUGCUAAGCCAUGAAACUGCUGUCUGA
Messenger RNA from Electrophorus electricus (electric eel), 1620 nucleotides. The record is from RefSeq and is a predicted model, not a curated record. Lineage: Eukaryota; Metazoa; Chordata; Actinopteri; Gymnotiformes; Gymnotidae.